AAGUAAUCCUUAUUCAAUAUUUCUUAUCGUCAGAACAUGUUUAUAUAUGUAAUUAAGGACCAAGAAUAUGUAAGUUUUUCAGUUCAUUAUUUUCUAGAUGAGCUAGCUAAGCAGAAAAAGCAAAGGUUCAUCAUUUCUUCUCUCCAAACUUGUAAUCCUUGUUAUAUAUCUUGUGUCCGAACACAUACCAAUAACCCACAGCAUCAUUUUUCAAUGGAUGGGCACGUAGUUUUGGGCUUUGGAUUCAUAACAAUUGGUUUAUGGCACUUGUUCAACCACAUCAAGCUCCAUGCACUUAGACCCACUUCGUCUUCGACUUUCUGUUCUACUAAUUUCUGGUUUCCCACCCCCAAGUUCAGAUACUUAGAGCUCAUCUUCAUCAUUGUUAGCUCCACAAUUUUCAUAGCCUUGGAACUCUUCAUCUCUCCCUCUCAUCACCAACCUUUCGACCCAGAUGGAAGCAUCCCUUCCACACACCUUCACAACUUAGAACAUUCAUCCAUGUCCCUAGCUUUCUUCAUCUACGCUUCGUUCGCCAUAGCUCUAGACCUUACUCCCUCUUAUAAAGCUCAGAAAGAACUAACCCAUUUGUUAGCUGCCAUAGCUUUCGCUCAGGAACUUCUUCUUAUUCACUUUCACUCUUCUGAUCACAGAGGACCAGAAGGCCAAUACCACCUUCUUGCUCAGUUUCUGGAUUUUGUUUCUCUGGCUACAACGCUUAUGGGAAUUGGAUUGCGUUAUAGUUUCAUGGUUUGCUUCUUGAGAUCGCUUAGUAUAAUGUUUCAAGGUGUGUGGCUUAUGGUUAUGGGGCUUAUGCUUUGGACUCCUGGGUUGAUUCCCAAAGGAUGCUUUUUGAAUCUUGAAGAUGGUCACUAUGUGGUGAGAUGUUCCAAUGAAGAGACGCUUCAGAGAGCUCGCUCGUUGGUUAAUAUUCAGUUCAGCUGGAUCUUUAUUGCGGUUGUCGUUUUCGCCGUGUCGUUUUACAUCGUUUUGGUAAGGUAUUAUCAAGACAAUAAGCUGGCAUAUGGUCGUUUAGAAGAUGAUCUGAAUGAUGACGACAUUGAGUCUCAAAAGAAAAGCAUACAACUUGUUGGUAAUAUAGUUGCUCAUUAGAGUCGUUGUGAAUUAUUCCGUAUGCAUGUUUGUGUCUGUAGAUCAUUCGAGUAAUUGAAUAAUUGAUUACACAUAUUUUGUUGUAGAAAAUUAAUUUUUUGGAUCCAAUCUCAAAUUAGAAGUGCCA
Prosopis cineraria is the source of this 1240-nucleotide messenger RNA. RefSeq lists its product as uncharacterized. The transcript has a single exon. The record is from RefSeq and is a predicted model, not a curated record. Lineage: Eukaryota; Viridiplantae; Streptophyta; Magnoliopsida; Fabales; Fabaceae. Bases 37 to 1113 code for a protein of 358 amino acids.